CUGGCAGCCUUGUUUGCGCAUGCGUGUGGCAAUGUAACAAGCAGCUAGCUAUUUGUCGUCAGUCUUUCCUUUUGGCGAAACGGAAAAUGUUAACAGCUCAGCUCUUUAGUGUGCAGUUUUAAAUAAACAACAACUAUCAUAAAGUACAUACGACGUGUUCAUAUGCCGAUACAACCCGGGCACCAAGAACACGACGGAGACGGAGCUUUGGAAAUCUCUGGGGAAACCAUUUCAUGAUUGUUAAUGCAUCCGACCCAUAGUUCUCUAGCUAGCAUAACAUAGCUAGCAAGGGUCGUGUCUGUCGUGGAUGGGUUUACUGACAAAGGUUUCUUCGUCGGUGUUUAUCGGAUAACAUGGAUACUGCUGAAGAAGCGGAUAUCUGUCGUGUGUGCCGUUCUGAGGGGACCCCGGACAAACCCCUGUACCACCCCUGUGUCUGCACUGGCAGUAUCAAAUUUAUCCACCAGGAGUGUUUGGUCCAAUGGCUGAAGCACAGCAGGAAAGAAUACUGCGAAUUAUGCAAGCACAGAUUUGCUUUUACGCCAAUCUACUCUCCAGAUAUGCCCUCCCGUCUGCCCAUUCAGGAUAUUUGUGCUGGCUUGCUGACCAGUGUGGGCACAGCCAUUCGCUACUGGUUCCAUUACACGCUGGUUGCCUUCGCUUGGCUCGGGGUGGUUCCUCUCACUGCAUGUCGCAUCUAUAAGUGUCUGUUUACCGGCUCUGUGAGCUCUCUCCUGACACUGCCUUUGGAUAUGCUUUCUACAGAAAACCUCCUUGCAGACUGUCUACAGGGCUGCUUUGUUGUCACCUGCACGCUGUGUGCAUUCAUCAGUCUAGUGUGGCUCAGAGAGCAGAUCGUCCACGGUGGCGCCCCUCAGUGGUUAGAACAGCACCAGCCACCACCUCCUAAUCAAGCCAGACAAGCUAACGAGCCACAGGGAGCUGCAGAGGAUCCCCCUGCAGCCCAACCAGCCCCCGCUGAGCCCCCAGCCCAAAACGAAGCUGAACCUGAGCCUCCUGACGCCCCCCCAGAUCAGGGAGAGGACCCUGACUUGGAGGAGGAAGGAGCGGCUGCUGAAGAUGCAGAUCCUAACAAUGGAGCUCAAGAUGACAUGAACUGGAAUGCCUUGGAGUGGGACAGAGCCGCAGAGGAGCUCACCUGGGAAAGGAUGCUUGGACUGGAUGGCUCACUGGUGUUUCUGGAGCACGUCUUCUGGGUUGUGUCUCUCAACACACUCUUCAUCUUGGUUUUUGCAUUUUGUCCUUACCACAUCGGGCAUUUCUCUGUUGUUGGCCUCGGCUUUGAAGAAUACGUUCAAGCAUCCCACUUUGAAGGAUUAAUCACCACCAUCGUAGGAUACAUUUUGCUGGCAAUAACGCUCAUCCUGUGUCAUGGACUGGCUGCUCUGGUUAGGUUCCAGCGUUCCCGCCGUCUCCUUGGAGUCUGUUACAUUGUUGUAAAGGUGUCUUUGCUGGUUGUUGUGGAGAUUGGUGUUUUUCCUCUGAUCUGCGGCUGGUGGCUGGACAUCUGCUCUUUGGAAAUGUUUGACGCCACCCUGAAAGACCGAGAAAUGAGUUUCAAAUCAGCGCCCGGCACCACCAUGUUCCUGCACUGGCUCGUGGGGAUGGUUUACGUCUUCUACUUUGCGUCUUUCAUCCUCCUUCUAAGAGAGGUGCUGCGACCUGGAGUGCUGUGGUUUCUGAGAAAUCUCAACGACCCGGAUUUUAACCCGGUGCAGGAGAUGAUUCAUUUGCCCAUCUACAGACACCUGCGGAGGUUCAUCCUCUCCGUGGUUGUUUUUGGCUCCAUCGUGCUGCUGAUGCUGUGGCUUCCCAUUAAGCUGAUAAAAGUGAUGCUUCCCAACUUCCUCCCAUACAACGUAAUGCUCUACAGUGAUGCGCCUGUCAGUGAGCUGUCUUUGGAGCUGCUUUUACUACAGGUCGUACUUCCUGCACUCCUGGAGCAAGGACACACUCGCCAGUGGCUCAAAGGCCUCGUCAGAGCCUGGACAGUCAGUGCUGGUUAUUUGCUUGACCUUCAUUCCUACCUUCUUGGCGAGCAGGAGGACAAUGAAACCAACCAGCCUGUGAACAACAACAACAACCCUCCCCAUGGUCAGCCAAAUAACAAUAACAACCCUCCCCCUGCGGUUGGUGAGGGGCUGCAUGCAGCCCAUCAGGCCAUCCUCCAACAGGGGGGGCCAGUGGGCUUCCAGCCAUACCACCGACCAGUCCGCUUCCCUUUCAGGAUUGUGCUGCUGAUUGCAUUCAUGUGCAUCACUCUACUCGUGGCCAGUCUGGUGUGUUUAACCCUCCCAGUCUUUACAGGUCGUUGGCUCAUGUCCUUCUGGAUGGGAAAUUCUAAAAUCCACGAGCUGUACACGGCAGCAUGUGGUCUGUAUGUGUGCUGGCUUUCUAUCCGUGGGGCCACUGUUCUGCUUGCCUGGAUGCCACAGGGACGCACAGUGAUUAUGCGCAAAGUCCAAGAGUGGACAAUGAUGAUCCUGAAGACCGUUGUUGUGGCUCUCCUGGUUGCUGGAGUCAUUCCCCUGUUACUUGGCCUGCUGUUUGAGCUGGUGAUUGUGGCUCCUCUCAGAGUACCUCUGGACCAAACCCCCUUGUUUUAUCCCUGGCAGGACUGGGCUCUUGGAGUGCUUCAUGCUAAAAUCAUAGCUGCCAUCACUCUCAUGGGUCCUCAGUGGUGGCUGAAGACUGUUAUCGAGCAGGUUUAUGCAAAUGGAAUUCGCAACAUUGAUCUCCACUUCAUCAUCCGAAAACUGGCAGCUCCCGUCAUCUCAGUGCUUCUGUUGUCCCUGUGUGUGCCGUAUGUGAUUGCUGCUGGGGUGGUUCCUGCUGUAGGAGUUGCCCCUGAGAUGGAGAUCCUCAUGCAGAGAAGAAUCUAUCCAUUCUUGUUGAUGGUGGUGUCGCUCGUCGGCAUCCUCUCCUUCCAGAUUAGACAGUUUAAGCGUCUUUAUGAACACAUCAAGAAUGACAAGUAUCUGGUUGGUCAACGGCUUGUCAACUACGAACGGAAAUCUGGCAGAGCACCAUCGGCCCCACCCUCCAACCCUGUUCCAGAAUAAACUUCUGUGUCCUGCGUUUCCACUUUUUUUUCCUGUUGUGUCUUUCCUGUCUUUUGAUUUUGACGUCAGUCAGACGGUAAUCCCUUCUGAUUCUCCCAUGGAUCACGUCCGACGAUCUGUGUCUUUCUAUACAAAUCUGCAAGGAUCGUGAGUGUUAUGGUCCUGAUCAUGGACCAGAGUAAAUAUUUCAAGGAGUGUGAGCAGGAAGGUUGAACUGUUUCAUUUGAAGCCCAGUAUUUUUUCUGUUAUUCAUGCUGCCUGAUAAUUGUACAUGUGUAAAUACUUUGAACACAAACUGGCUUAAAAUCAAACACACGUGGAUAAAUGCAAUGACCAUUGUACAUUUUAAAAAUGGAUGUAUAAUUUAUUAAAUCACAAUGAUGGUUUCA
Molecule: messenger RNA, 3472 nt
Organism: Oryzias latipes (Japanese medaka)
Lineage: Eukaryota; Metazoa; Chordata; Actinopteri; Beloniformes; Adrianichthyidae
Gene: marchf6
Product: E3 ubiquitin-protein ligase MARCHF6
Biological process (GO): ERAD pathway
Cellular component (GO): endoplasmic reticulum membrane
Molecular function (GO): zinc ion binding
Source: RefSeq, a predicted model, not a curated record